Messenger RNA from Chenopodium quinoa (quinoa), 1172 nucleotides. RefSeq names its product protein FAR1-RELATED SEQUENCE 1-like. Lineage: Eukaryota; Viridiplantae; Streptophyta; Magnoliopsida; Caryophyllales; Amaranthaceae. The record is from RefSeq and is a predicted model, not a curated record. The transcript has 2 exons. Bases 67 to 873 code for a protein of 268 amino acids. Gene Ontology annotation, molecular function: zinc ion binding.
ACAACAAUUUUCUAUGAAUUUCAAUAUGAGCUUGAAAUUGGAUGUUUUAAUUGUGGUGUUGAGGAGAUGAAGAAGGACAAUGAGCUUUACAUUUUCAAUUUGAGGGAAGGAACUAGAAGGAGGACUUUUGAUGUUGUUUUUGAUCCAACUACCUUUGAUACCAAGUGUUUUUGUAAAAAAUUUGAACGUGAUGGUGUGCCUUGUAGGCAUAUGAUUUGGGUGUGGAAGGCAAGGAUGUUAGAAAAAAUUCCCAAGGCCUACAUUCUAAAUAGAUGGUGUACAAUGGCUUAUAAGAAGCCCAUUUUUGAUUUAGAGGGUAAUGUGUUGGAGGAAUGUAUUAAUGCAGUAGAUAAGAAAAUGUUAUUAAAUGAUUUGUGGUCUGAAAUUCAUGCUUGUGUGAGUUUAGUGCAAAACAAUGAAGAUGAUCUUAGUGAUCUUGUCAAAAAACUUCGAGCCAUGAGGGUAGAUUUGGAACAGAAGAAAACAAAUGGAAGCAACAAUCUUUCGAGCAAAGUUAAAGACAUUGAAAUGCUUAUUGGAGCUAGUCUACCUUCUAAUGUUUUAAUCAAACCUCCUAAAAUUUCGAAGAACAAAGGCACGGGGGUUCAUGUUCCAAAUCAGGUCAAUGUUCCAAAUGAUGUCCAUGUUCCAAAUCAGGUUCAUGUUCCAAAUCAGGUAAAUGUUCCAAAUGAUGUCCAUGUUCCAAAUGAUGUCCAUGUUCCAAAUGAGGUUCAUGUUCCAAAUAGUGACAAAAGAAUGAAGAGUGACAGAGAAAAGUCUAUUGAACAAAGUCAAAAGAAGAAGAGAUUAUGUAGAGCAUGUGGGGAGCUUGGUUAUCAUGAUAGUCGUAAUUGCCCUGGAAAAGUCAAGUGAUAUUGUUGGUGAAUAUACUAUUAAUCCAGUUGCAUGAGAUGUUAUAUAUUUAGAAACAAUAUCUCAUUUACUAGCACGUAAAAUAUUAUUCAUGUAAUUCUUAAAAUAUAAGAACUCAAUUUAUUUACUUUUAGAAACAAUAUAUUUUUAUUUCUUUUUUGUCCAAUUAUUAUUCAGAGUAUCUCUACUAGUGUUUUUCUUAUCAAUUUUUAUGUUAAUUAAAGUUGAUUAUAAUGUUUUAUAACAUCUCCUGUCUUUUCAUCUUCCCCCCUUUUCGUAAUUAUAAGUUGUUUUAUUAA